CCUGCACGCGAUCGAGGCGAUCCCGGGGGUAUAUCACCGGCUGCCAGCACCCCCGCGUCAGUUGGAUGGAAACUCGUUGAUAUAACAUCGACUGCUCAUGAAUGAAAUCAAGCACAGGGCUUCGUAGUAGAAAUGUGUACACGGAUUUUGGAUAUUUUCCUAAUUCUGAACUACAGUGCCAAGUGUUAGCUUUCUUUUCGGUCUUUGAAAUAUCUCUUCGCGGGGAUAAAAGAAACGUCCGUGGUUUUGAGAAGUCGUUUAACGUUGAUGUCUAGAGAUUUCUCCCACGAAGUGCACUAGAAGUUUCAUCCAAGUAACUCUACACGGCGUUUCUGUGUAUCUGUAUGUGUGACGGCAGUUGAUGGAAAUUUAACCAUGGGCAUCAAAAGUGAAUUCCGUACCUGUAAUUUUGGAUUAAACCACAGUGAACCUCGUAUAUUCGUUUCAUCUCAGUGGGGCCACCCUCGUCUCUACCUGUCCUGGAGGAUAUUCUGGGCUCUGUUUCAUACAUCAUGGCUGGUCAGUAGCAUGGUGUCUUCGACCAAAGUGACGUCAUCACCGCUAGGUGGCGCUGUAUGGUUCAUCUAUCUCACGAACUGGACCUACCUCUUGCUGACCACCAGUACUGUCCUGGACGCAGUCAUCGUGGUGUUCGUCAGGAUCAACAGACAGGACAUUAUUAAUGGUUUUACCUCAUAUCUACCGUGGUACCUGAAGGUAUCUUGGCUCCUCAACAGUGUCGUCACUGAAGGGAGUUUCCACAUUAGCGCCAUCUAUUGGAGUUUUGUUUUUACAGAUCAAAAUAUAACAGUUUUGAGAUUCAUCCUUCACGGUAUGAACUCCAUCUACGUCUUGUGCAACCUCUUCAUCACCGCCAUGCCAGUACGUGUGUAUCACGUGAUCUACCCAGUUAUCUAUGGCGUCAUCUACACAGUUUUCAGUGUCGUUUAUUACAUUCUUGGUGGGACCAAUGAAAAGGGAGAACCGUAUAUCUACAAGAUUCUUGAUUGGUCCAAUUUAAAGCGGACUCUACCUCUUGUGUUUCUGAGUACAUUUGUAGCUCUACCUUGUUUAUAUUUAGUUGUUUUCUUUAUUCACAAACUGAGAAUAUACCUGCGUUCGAAAUGUCUCCAUGACAACAAUGACAUGAGGAUCUUGGACACAUCAAACGAAAGAACUGACAGUGAAUGUGCGCGUGUUUGAAUAAUAUUAUAUAUCGUGUUACCGUUCAGACAAAACAGGAAUCGUGUUAAUAGUCCUUAAAAAAUAGACCAGUCUCAAUGGUACGAUUUCAAGUAAUUUUUUAAUCUCAUGUAGCUUCGCGAACACCAAGUGCCAUCACCAGUGAUCCAUUCGUAUAUUUUUCACCGCUAUUUUGCCUUUUACACCGGACGGAAUCUGUUUCGGAGAACAGUCGAGACUGGUCAUUCUCUGGUGUUACAUAUUUUGGAAAGGACAAAUUGAAUGGAUCUACCUUUGUGACUGCAUUUCACCUGGUAUAUGCAGAGGGAUCAUUGCGACGAACAUACAGAGAGGCCGUUGCUUGCGCUAGACUUAGACAAAGACAUUAUCCAAUGGGAACCUGUAGAUAUACUUCCAUGAAAAUGGCACUGUCAAGAUGUUAUACUUACGCUUGGUCGAUCUGUUGUAUUAUACACGUGGUACUAACGCACGUUAUAAAUAUGUCCAUGAUGUGUCUGAUUUUCUCAAUACAUUUUAAUACUAUUUGUUACAUUGUU
This is a messenger RNA of Haliotis rufescens (red abalone), 1739 nucleotides long. RefSeq names its product protein rolling stone-like. The record is from RefSeq and is a predicted model, not a curated record. Bases 376 to 1203 code for a protein of 275 amino acids. Gene Ontology annotation, cellular component: membrane. Lineage: Eukaryota; Metazoa; Mollusca; Gastropoda; Lepetellida; Haliotidae. The transcript has 4 exons.